Messenger RNA from Vigna umbellata (rice bean), 687 nucleotides. NCBI's taxonomy places the organism in Eukaryota, Viridiplantae, Streptophyta, Magnoliopsida, Fabales, Fabaceae. The record is from RefSeq and is a predicted model, not a curated record.
AUGACUAAGGUGGUGUUGUUGUUAUCUUUUCUGUUGGAGAUUUUGAUCCUUGUUCAGGCUCUUGACAAUCAUAGGAAAAUUGGGUUUUAUGAACUGGAGAGAGCAAAUUUCAAACUCAAUUUGACAAAUUAUGGUGCUACAAUUGUGUCUGUGGUAACCCCUGAUAAACACGGAAAACUAGCUGAUAUUGUUCUUGGUUAUGAUUCUAUUGAUUCUUAUAAGAAUGACACAACUUAUUUCGGGGCAGUGAUUGGACGGGUGGCCAAUAGGAUUGGAGGUGGCACAAGAGGUUUGAGUGACGUUAUAUGGACACUGGAAUCUCACAAAAAACACAGCCAUGUAACAUUUACCUACGACAGUCCUGAAAACGAUCAAGGCUUUCCUGGAAAACUCAAAGUCAAAGUGACUUACAAGCUCGUUGGAGCAAACAAACUGAUUGUGAAAAUGAUUGCCAAGUCCGUGGACAAAGCCACACCAGUGAAUCUUGCCCAACAUACUUACUGGAACCUUGGGGGACACAACAGUGGUAACAUUCUUUCUCAUCAUGUUCAGAUCUUUGGUUCACACAUCACACCCGUGGACAAGCUUCUUAUUCCCACUGGCGAAAUCAGAUCUGUAAAGGGCACCCCCUAUGAUUUUCUUGAACCAAAAAAAGUUGUAACCCACAUUCUUUCCAAAAUCAGUUAA